Chenopodium quinoa (quinoa) is the source of this 2154-nucleotide messenger RNA. RefSeq names its product sorting nexin 2B-like. The record is from RefSeq and is a predicted model, not a curated record. The transcript is spliced from 5 exons. The coding region runs from base 193 to 1836 and encodes 547 amino acids. Lineage: Eukaryota; Viridiplantae; Streptophyta; Magnoliopsida; Caryophyllales; Amaranthaceae. Gene Ontology annotation, molecular function: phosphatidylinositol binding.
GGUUCUGGAAAUUAUUUUGAACCACCCUAAAUUUCCAAAUUUUUCAGUUAAUCGUACAAAUGACUUAACUAAUCUAAUUAGGAUUACAAAUUUACAGAUAAUUCAUCCAUUGUUCUCUCUCCUACCCUCAACCUUCUUCAUCUUCAUUCCUCAAAAAUCCCCAAAUUUGUCGAUAAAUUAGGGUUUUCGAAAAUGAUGGGACACGAUCAAGAUUCAACUGAUGAAGAUUCGCACUCUCAAAUGGAGAAUUUAGCUCUCAAUGAUAAUUUUCCUCCUCUUCAAUCGUCUUUCAAUGGCGCUUUUCCAAAUCCUCUUUCUCCUCCUCCUGAGAUCUCCACCACCGCCAUUGAUGAUUCUUCAGCCGAAACCCUAACUCAAUCGAACCAGAACAAUAUCCAGAACCCUAAUUCAUCGCUCAAUUCGUUCCUUGAACCUCCUUCUUACGCAGAUGCGAUGUUUCGAUCGUUUGAUGCGGAUGCUGAUGUUGUCGGAGAAAUCAACGGUCAUGAUCGGAGUGAUUCGCGGUUGUCGGAUUCGGAGUAUAUCUACAUUUCGGUGUCGGAUCCUGAGAAAGUUCCAGAAGCUUCGAAUUCGUUGGUUCCAGGUAGUGGUUCUUACUAUACUUACUUGAUUACAACUAGAACGAAUUUGCCUGAGUUUGAAAGUACUGAGUUUAGUGUUAAGAGGAGAUUUCGAGAAGUAGUGACGCUUUCGGAGCGAUUAUCGGAGACAUUUCGAGGUUAUUUUAUCCCAUUGAGGCCAGAUAAGAGUAUAAUGGAGAGUCAAAUGAUGCAAACGAAUGAUUUUGUUGAACAAAGAAGAGUUGCCAUUGAAAAGUACUUGAAGAAAUUGGCAGUUCAUCCUGUUAUUCGAAAGAGCGACGAAUUUAAGGUGUUUUUGCAGGUGGAAGGGAGGCUUCCGCUUGUUAAAACUACGGAUGUGGCGUCGAGGAUGCUUGAUGGAGUGGUGAAGUUGCCAGGGCAGCUUAUGGGAGAGUCUACCGUGGCGCCCGAGGAGGUGGUUCAGCCGGCGAAGAGUGGGAGGGAUUUGUUUAGGUUGUUUAAGGAGUUAAGACAGGCGGUGUCGAAUGAUUGGGGUGGAGUGAAGCCUACAAUUGUUGAGGAGGAUAAAGAGUUUUUGGAAAAGAAAGAGAAACUUAAUGAUCUUGAACUGCAGCUUAGCAAUGUGUCUCAACAGGCGGAAAUGCUAGUGAAAGCACAGCAAGAUAUUGGUGAGACAAUGGGGGAGUUGGGUUUGGUAUUUGUUAAGAUGACAAAGUUUGAAUUCGAGGAAGCACUUUAUGAAUGCCAAAGAACGCGGGCAGCUGACAUGAAGAAUAUGGCAACAGCUGCAGUUAAAGCGAGUAGAUUGUAUCGUGAACUGAAUUCUCAGACUGUCAAGCAUUUGGACAAGCUCCAUGAUUAUCUAGGGAUGAUGCUAUCUGUAGACAAUGCCUUUACUGACCGGUCUAAUGCUUUGCUGACUGUCCAAACUCUUGUAUCUGAACUAUCUUCUUUAGAGUCACGAGUUGAAAAACUAGAAGUUGCUUCAUCUAAAAUUUUUGGUGGUGACAAGUCCAGAAUGCGAAAAAUUGAAGAAUUGAAAGAAGCAAUCAAAGCAACUGAGGAUGCCAGAUGCUGUGCAGUCAAGGAAUAUGAAAGAAUCAAGGAAAAUAAUAGGAGUGAGCUUGCUAGACUAGAUAAAGAAAGGCAGGCAGACUUUUUGAGCAUGCUGAAAGGCUUUGUUGUUAAUCAGGCGGGAUUUGCAGAAAAAAUGGCUAGUGUUUGGGAAAAGGUUGCCGAUGAAACAAAAGGAUACGGAAAUGGUGUUAGUUGAUGUAUUUCAUGUAUAUACUGUACAAUUUUUGUUCUGUUGUUUUUGUAGUCUAAUUUUCUGUACAAUUGAGAACAGUUAAGUUCAUUUUAUAGUACCCUUAUCCACGUUCUGUACAUAGCUAAUUAUUGAAGAGGUCUGCGUUACCUACGAGUAUUUCCCUAAUCUGUUGCAUUGUCUGAGGCUUCGGCUGUUUAGUGUUUACCAUUACAUUUCAACUUAAUUCAGUCAUUCAGAAUGUAUUCAAUCUUGUAUAUACUCUAGUAUACUAUGCUUAGCUGUUGUGAACGUUAUUUUGAACUAAAGCAGCAUAUUUUCAGA